This is a messenger RNA of Cynocephalus volans (Philippine flying lemur), 2586 nucleotides long. It is a transcript of the gene PLXDC2, whose product is annotated as plexin domain containing 2. NCBI's taxonomy places the organism in Eukaryota, Metazoa, Chordata, Mammalia, Dermoptera, Cynocephalidae. Bases 652 to 2241 code for a protein of 529 amino acids. The transcript has 14 exons. The record is from RefSeq and is a predicted model, not a curated record.
CUCGGGCUGCUGCAGCAGAGCCUUCCCAGGGCUGAGCCCUUUGGGGCUGCCCAUCCCUCCGACCACGAGAGAAGACGCGCGCCCUGCACCGGGCGAAGAAAAGAAGAAAAACUUGGAGGGCUUUCGCUAGCCCUCCGUAACCCCCUUCCCGCAAACCCAGACCUCCCGCCGGGGCCAUCCCAAGACUGAGAAAAGUUCCCUCGGAGCCGAAAGCCCUCUUGGAUUUGGAGGAGGAAGCGGCUGUGGCUGUGGAAUUAGAUCUGUUUUGAACCCAGUGGAGCGCAUCGCGGGGGCUCAGAAGUCACCGUGUGCGGGCACCGGGGCGGCGCUGCCUGUGUGGAAACAAGAGUUUGCGAGCCCCGGCUGCAAGUGGCCUUUCCUCCCCGCAGUUCUGUGUCGGGCAAGGGCUGCGAGUGUGGCGAGUUGCGAAGAGAGAGCCAGAGGUCCGGAGAGGGCUGCGCUCCUCUUCGCACUCCCUUUUUCCUCUUCUCGGCUCCCGGGUGUGAAAUCCCCGCGAAAUUUACAAAGGCCUGUGGGUCCCACCGAGACCGAUCCGCGGCGCUAGAUCCUGUCGCCCCGAUUCCCACCGGGAGCCCCAGAGCAAAGCGCCGGAGAAGGACUGGCGGGGCGGGGAAGGGAGGUGGCGGCGACAUGGCGAGGUUCCCGAAGGCCGACCUGGCCGCUGCAGGAGUUGUGUUACUUUGCCACUUUUUACUGGACAGAUUUCAGUUCGUUAAAGGGGAUCCUGGCAACCAAAUCAAUGACUGGCAGUAUGAAGUUGCUCAGGCCUUCCCUCAAACAGAAGAGGAGGUGGAAGUGGACUCACAUGCAUACAGCCAUAGGUGGAAAAGGAACUUGGACCCUCUCAAGGCAGUAGACACAAACCGAGCAAGCAUGGGCCAAGACUCUCCAGAUCCCAGAGGCUUUACGGACUUGCUACUGGAUGAUGGGCAGGACAACAACACCCAGAUUGAGGAGGAUACAGACCACAAUUAUUAUAUAUCUCGGAUAUAUGGACCAUCUGAUUCUGCCAGCCGGGAUUUGUGGGUGAAUAUAGACAAAAUGGAAAAAGACAAAGUGAAGAUUCAUGGAAUACUGUCUAAUACUCACCGACAAGCUGCAAGAGUGAAUCUGUCCUUCGAUUUUCCAUUUUAUGGCCAUUUCCUACGUGAAAUCACUGUGGCAACUGGGGGCUUUAUAUACACUGGAGAAGUUGUACAUCGAAUGCUAACAGCCACACAGUACAUAGCACCUUUAAUGGCAAAUUUCGAUCCCAGUGUAUCCAGAAAUUCAACAGUCAGAUAUUUUGAUAAUGGCACAGCACUUGUUGUCCAGUGGGACCACGUACAUCUCCAGGAUAAUUACAACCUGGGAAGCUUCACAUUCCAGGCAACCCUCCUUAUGGAUGGACGCAUUAUCUUCGGAUACAAAGAAAUUCCUGUCUUGGUCACACAGAUAAGUUCAACCAAUCAUCCAGUGAAAGUGGGCCUGUCUGACGCAUUUGUCGUUGUCCACAGGAUCCAACAAAUUCCCAAUGUUCGAAGAAGAACAAUUUAUGAAUACCACCGAGUAGAGCUACAAAUGUCAAAAAUCACCAACAUUUCAGCUGUGGAGAUGACCCCCUUACCUACAUGUCUCCAGUUUAAUGGUUGUGGUCCCUGUGUAUCCUCUCAAAUUGGCUUCAACUGCAGUUGGUGUAGUAAACUUCAAAGAUGUUCCAGUGGCUUUGAUCGCCAUCGACAGGACUGGGUGGACAGUGGAUGCCCUGAAGAGUCCAAAGAGAAGAUGUGUGAGAACACAGAACCAGUGGAAGCUUCUUCUCAAACCACUACAGCCAUACGCACGACAACCACACAGUUCAGGGUCUUAACCACCACCAGAAGGGCAGCCACAGCGCAGCUGCCCACCAGCCUGCCUACAGAAGAUGAUACCAAGAUAGCACUACAUCUAAAAGAUAAUGGAGCUUCUACAGAUGACAGUGCAGCCGAGAAGAAAGGGGGACCCCUCCAUGCUGGUCUCAUCGUCGGAAUUCUCAUCCUGGUCCUCAUUAUAGCAGCAGCCAUUCUCGUGACCGUCUACAUGUAUCACCAUCCAACGUCAGCAGCCAGCAUCUUCUUCAUUGAAAGACGCCCAAGCAGAUGGCCUGCAAUGAAGUUUCGAAGAGGUUCUGGACAUCCUGCCUAUGCUGAAGUGGAACCUGUUGGAGAAAAAGAAGGUUUUAUUGUAUCUGAGCAGUGCUAAAAUUUGUAGGACAGAGCAGCACCAGUACUGGUUUACAGGUGUUAAGACUAAAAUUUUGCCUAUACUUUUAAGACAAACAAACACACACACAAAGGAGCCCUAAGCUGCUGUAGCCUGAAGGAGUCGAGAUUUCUGGACAAGCUCAGCCCAGGAAGGGUAAAAGAAAAACUAAAACUUAAACAAGAUACCAUUUACACUGAACAUAGAAUCCCCUAAUGGAAUGACAUCUAAAGUUCACUUGGAACAUCUUCUGUGGACUUAUCAGAAGUAUGGCAAGAUUACAGUGCUUUUGGCUUAGGUUCAGGGUUGCAAAGGGAUCGAGAAAAAUAGUAAUAAUAAAGCUUU